Molecule: messenger RNA, 1988 nt
Organism: Arachis duranensis
Lineage: Eukaryota; Viridiplantae; Streptophyta; Magnoliopsida; Fabales; Fabaceae
Exons: 4
Coding region: 466-1476 (336 amino acids)
Source: RefSeq, a predicted model, not a curated record
CCUUAAGCUUUCACACAUCCAUCAUCCUCCCCCAUUGCCCUUGUUUUCAACAACCACUUUUUGUGUGAAAUUUACGCACGCAAAUAAUAAAUAAAAUAAAUAAUUAAUAAUCCUUUUCAAUAAGAGAGACACAUCCUUCACCCUCAAGGACCAAAGACGAUUCAAAGGGGAAAAGAAAAAGAAGAAAAAAAAAAAACGCAAAUUCAACUCCUUCGUCCCCUCUCCUUGUAUUUAGGCAACUGUUGGUGAUUCUGCGUGGACUUGUUCGUUAAUUGUAUAUUUGUCCCAGAUUUUACUAUAUUCUGCUACAUAAUUUGUAACUUAUAUUGGAGCAUUGCAUAAGUGAUUAUCCUAUCAUUCUUUUGUGAAGUCAAGUACAGUUUAUGUGAAUGCAAAUUGAGACUCAGAAGGCACAAAUAGGAAUAUAGUUAGAGCCUAUUUCUUGGUUACCACUGAGCGUGGAAGAUGACUGGUGUUAGGCGCAGAUUAAGUAAAGAUUCAGAUAUCAGUGCUCUACACAAAGAACUGGAUGAAGUUUCAUGUCCUAUCUGCAUGGACCAUCCGCAUAAUGCUGUUCUCCUUGUUUGCAGCUCUCAUGAGAAGGGCUGCAGAUCUUACAUUUGUGAUACGAGUUAUAGACAUUCGAAUUGCCUGGACCGGUUUAAAAAAAUGAGGACCGAUUCUAAUGACAGUCAUAAUUUAUCAAGUUCUUUAGUAAAUACAAACAACUCCGGAUCAAGACAGGGUGAUGCCCAAGAUCCUAGUAGAGGUUUAAACCCACAUGAAGGCAAUUUAGAAAAUGUUGAUUCUGAGACCUUGCAGGACAGGGCUGAACUUGAAGAGUUGAAUGCUGGUAAUUUUGCAUCAAAAUUAAACUUGUCAUGCCCCUUAUGUCGAGGCACAGUACAUAGCUGGGAAGUGAUUGAAGAGGUUAGAGACUAUUUAAAUACAAAGAAGAGAAGUUGCUCUAGGGAGUCAUGCUCGUUUGUUGGUAAUUAUCUAGAACUACGUCUACAUGCCAGAAGAGUUCACCCUACCACUCAUCCCUCUGUUGUUGAUCCUACUAGAGAAAGAGCUUGGCGACAUUUUGAACGGCAGAGAGAAUAUGGUGAUAUUGUUAGUGCUAUUCGGUCUGCCAUACCUGGUGCCGUUGUCGUUGGGGAUUAUGUUAUUGAAAAUGGAGAUGGAAGGUCUUCAAGUGAUAGGGAAGGCAGCCUGGGUGAUGCUAAUGGACCCUGGUUGAGUUUCUUGUUUCAGAUGAUUGACAACAUUGAAACUGUUCCGGAGCCAAGAGCUCGUCGUAGAGCAUGGACAAGGCAUCAUCGCCGACCAUCUAGAGUUGAUCGCCCGUAUCUUUGGGGCGAGAAUUUGUUGGGUCAUCGGGAUAAUGAUCGUGAUGUUGAUGAAGAUGAAUCUCCUGUGCCAAGAAGGCGUCGCCGUCUGAACCGGACUAGGUUCUUUGCAGAUCAACCAUGAGGAUUGCUGCCAAUUAUCUGGUAAAAUUCAUUAGUCCAUCUUGACCGAAAAUUAUGUUAAGAAUUGUGUGUUGGACUUGCCAUUAGCUCACCAGUUGGUUUCUUCCCUAUAAUUGUUCAUCAGUGUGCUGAGCUUGAUAUAAGCGUCAGCUGGGAAACAUGCUUUCAGCAGCUUCCUGAGCGCACUUCGGACCAAGUCUUUGGACCCAACAGAGUGUGCUGAAUGCUGAGAACAAGUUUGAAUAAGAACAGAAGAUCCUUAAACAGCAUGUUCAUUUAACAAAGCUUGUCUAAUGGGGUUUUCGUUGGAGCUCACUUCAACAACUGCCUUGGAAGAAAUUGAUUUUUCUCAAGGCUGACAUAAGGUUGUUACAUUUGUCAUUAAUGUAUAAUUGAUGCUUGUACAUCUGAAUUGUUCAACCUGUUUAUUUCCACUAAAUCAUUGUUCAUUCUAAGGUUGUGGAUAUUGUGGUUUUAUUUGUUGUCUUUUAACAGAAUGAUUGUUCGGGAUCA